AUGAACUCUCGACCCAAAACAGAACCUGGGUCACCGUCUGUGGCAUCGAGUAGCCAUGGAAACUUUGAGGAGAAGAGCAUUACCGAACUCAUCUCAGUAUUGCGUGUUGCGUAUCUUGUGGAUGAUUUUGACAGAGUCGAAAAGGUUUUGGUGGCUAGGGAUGAGAGACUCAGAGAUGAAAUUGGGCCACUCCUACAUAAGAUUGAGAUGGAGAGGCUGGAGAUAAUUCAAGUUCAAGAAGAACUGAUGAAGAGAGAGGAACUGUGUGAGAGGGGCAAGAAAGUGCAGGAGAGUUAUGAAACAUUGGAAGUGAAGACAAAUGGAUUGGUUGAUAAAAAAACUAUUGAAGAGCUCAAGAAUAAGAACCUUGAAUUAGAGUGUGAAAAUUCCAAGCUUAAGGAGUUGAAGAAAAAAUGGGUGGAAGAUAGCAAUGCUUUGCAUAAGCUUAGGAUCAGAGUCCGUGAGUUGGAGGAUGAGAAGCUAGAUGACAAGAAUGUUUUGGCUGCACUUAAGAUAAAAAACAAUGAAUUGGAAGGAGUGAAGAAGAAUUUGGCAACCCUUGAAGAGUUGAGAACUGAAAACCACAAAUUAGAAGAUGAGAAGCUUAGGCUUAAGGCAUUGGUUGAGUCUUUGGUGAGGAAAUUUGGUGAACUGAAUCGUAGGGUUGUGAGAUUGGAGGUUGAUACAAAGCUUUUAAUGAGUGCAGAUGCCUCUAGUCGUGGAAACAAUAAGGGGGAGCCUCCAGCUGAUCCUAAGGUUACUUUUCAAGUCAUAGAUAAAGAGGAUGAAGAGUUGAAUGAAAUGGAUGUUAAUGGCUACGAGUUUGGAAUUGACACUGGGGGCCCUGCUCCUUUGCAAAGAAAUGAAGAUACUCCCCACUCUCUUGGUGCUGGCACUACUCAGUUCCCAAGCAAAGCAAAGAAAGAUGCUCUAGGUGCAUCAGCUCGGGGAAGAUUGGUAUCGGAAAAUGUUAUUGAGAUUGUAGACCUAGAUGAUGAUGAUGAUAGGUAUAUAUCACAUGGAAAGAAGGCUAUUUCUCAAAAUAUUGUGAAGAAUGAGCAUCCAAGUUCAUCAGACGCAGCCCAGCAGAAAAACAUUUUUACAAAAGCACAGAAGAUUGAAAUGGUCAAAAGAAAAUUUCCUUUUUCUGAUAGUGACAGUUCCAGUUCCAGUUCCUCUAUUGAAUCAUUAAAUAUCGAUAGUCUUGCGUUAAGUUCCCGUGGUAUUGCAUGUAAAAAGAAAAGUUAAAAUUAGGCAAAGAGUCAUGGAUUAAACUCUCUUUUUUUUUUUUUUUUUUGAAAGAUCCUGGAUUAAACUCAUUGCCAAGGUAAAUGGGCUUUAUUAAAUAUAGCCCAUUUAGAUUAGUUCCAGUUUCUACGUGGAAGCUUAGAUUAGUUCCUGAUUUAAACAUGUUGCAAUUGUAUAUUAUUAUUGGUAUGGUAGACACAGUACCCUUG
Gastrolobium bilobum is the source of this 1457-nucleotide messenger RNA. RefSeq lists its product as uncharacterized. The coding region runs from base 1 to 1248 and encodes 415 amino acids. The transcript is spliced from 2 exons. The record is from RefSeq and is a predicted model, not a curated record. NCBI's taxonomy places the organism in Eukaryota, Viridiplantae, Streptophyta, Magnoliopsida, Fabales, Fabaceae.